Messenger RNA from Ilyonectria robusta, 2019 nucleotides. RefSeq lists its product as uncharacterized. Gene Ontology annotation, molecular function: DNA-binding transcription factor activity, RNA polymerase II-specific; transcription cis-regulatory region binding; zinc ion binding. NCBI's taxonomy places the organism in Eukaryota, Fungi, Ascomycota, Sordariomycetes, Hypocreales, Nectriaceae. Gene Ontology annotation, biological process: regulation of DNA-templated transcription; DNA-templated transcription. The coding region runs from base 1 to 2019 and encodes 672 amino acids. The record is from RefSeq and is a predicted model, not a curated record. Gene Ontology annotation, cellular component: nucleus. The transcript has 5 exons.
AUGAGGGGUUGUCCAAUGAAUUCCCUGCCAUUCGAAGUAAGCAACCGGGCGAUGCAGGGGUCCAACUUCUCGGACCGUGGUAAACAUACCGAGCCCGUCUAUACCAAUCUUGGGUUAGCUCCCGACAGACAGCCGAGCAGUCCGAUGCUCAUUAUUGCACUGCCGGAUUCAAGAUCGGGUAGACUCAACAUCUCCAUCCUUGGCGAUCAACCUGUCCCCCGGAUCUCGAGAAAGGUCAAGGCUUGUACCGCCUGUCGAAAACACAAGAUCAAGUGCAUUAUAGAUGACCGGGGCCCACCCUGCCGCAGAUGCACGGAGCGAAAGUUGAGCUGCGUCUUGGGCAAGAAUCUUCAGACCAUCCUCGAUGAGAAGUCACACUUUUCCGAGUCGGUGGUGCAGGACCUUGAGCAGAUGCACGAUUUUCUUACGCAGAUUGCCAACCAGCUCUCUCUUGGCGAGCCACCGCCACUGCGAAGUUCGUCAGCCAGAGACGCCGAAGGCUCGAUACCGAAAGAGGACUCAACUGUUCACUCGACUUCAUCCAUACAAGGCCAUCAAGGUCCGUCAUGCGACAAUUCCCCCAAGUCGAUGCCCGAGGACGAGGGGCUUCCCUACGUUCCCAUCCACUCACUCUAUGCCCUCACGAAGCUCAGAGCUUUGCGAUCUCCCGACAACAACGAAUUUCGACAGGAUGAAUCUAUCGAUGAUUUCAUUUCUCGCGGAUCGAUUUCUCUUGCGAAUGCAGAGAGCCUCUUCGUGCUAUAUAGGGACCGCCUAGAUCCCUACAUCUACAGUAUUGGCUGUCCAUACAAGUCGCUAUCCGAGCUACGCCACAAGAGUCCAUUCCUGACAGCGGCAAUACUCACCGUCGCGGCGCUCCACGACCCGAAAGCAGACGAUCUAUAUCGAAUAUGUAAAUCCGAAUUCCGCCGGUUAGUUGAGAAAUUCAUCUUUGAGAGACGUAUCGACCGCGACUACCUUCGAGCGAUGUGUAUAGCUUCCUACUGGCUGAGCGAUCUCUCGUGGAUGCUCUCCGGAUAUGCCAUCCGACGAGCGGCCGAGUUCAAUCUCCAAGAGAGUUACGAUCGAGCUAUUGAAGACCAGAGCGAGGAAGAUGCGGAUUGCGCAAGACUCUGGUACAGCCUAUAUGUGUGCGACCAACACCUUGCAACGUUGUAUGGGCGGCCUUCGAUUGUGCAAGAGGAUUCAUCUAUCCAGGGGUGGGAAGCAUUCUUGCAAUCAAAAGUCGCAACCGAAGAAGAUCAACGCCUCCUCAGCCAAGUCGCGUCGGUCAGUAUCCUUCGAAACAUCAGAGAGCUAUUCAGUAUUGAUAAGCGCAAACCCAUCCCGCGCAUGUAUCUCAACCACAUUUCCCAAUUUCGGAGGCAACUUGAUCAAUGGUUUGAUCACUGGAGUGGAGAACUACGAGAACACUGGCCCUUGAUUGGAUCCUUUCCUCGGAAGGGGAUCGUCUUGCACUAUAACUUCGCUCAACUGUACCUCUACUCGCAUGUCUUCCGUGGUCUCACAAAAGACGACCCGAUCCCUCACUACUUUUUGGACUGCACUUCAAAGGCAAUAUCGGCAGCAAUGGCAAUCAUCGACCUCAUUGCCAACGAUCCCGAUGUGGUUGCUGGGAUCGUCGGGAUGCCUUCGUAUGUGCAUUCCAUGACGGCAUUUGCUUGCAUGUUCCUUACCAAAGUCUCCAUCAAGUAUGGAGGUAAUCUCGUCGACCGCGAGAGAGUAUUCGAGCUUAUCACGACCAUUGUGCAACAGUUCCGAUCGCAACCGGCAGGGAAGUGGCAUCUGACCAAGCUGAUGGUUAGCGGGCUGGAGCGAAUUGCUGAGACACUUCAGCCAUUCGCCUAUGGGCAAUUCAGUAGUGGAAUAAACGCUUCUCUUGCGGUGAAUCCAGAUACAACUAUGCAGAUUCCUGAGGUGGACCAUCUCUUCUCCGACCUGGAUGGCGACUUAUUCUUAAACUACGAUAUGAAUUUUGGGCUGUCUGGGUUGACUUAG